Molecule: messenger RNA, 1780 nt
Organism: Vanessa tameamea
Lineage: Eukaryota; Metazoa; Arthropoda; Insecta; Lepidoptera; Nymphalidae
Exons: 7
Coding region: 107-1063 (318 amino acids)
Biological process (GO): negative regulation of translation; oogenesis
Cellular component (GO): perinuclear region of cytoplasm
Molecular function (GO): mRNA binding; zinc ion binding
Source: RefSeq, a predicted model, not a curated record
UGGACUGGAAAAUUCUUUUGAAUUCGAGAAGCGGUAGGCAUUGCACGUUGAAAGAACAUUAUUUGUUGAAUAAUAACUACAAUUCGUAAUUUGAUUUCAUUGUGUUAUGGAUUCAUUGAAAUUUAAUUAUAAUAUGGAUGAAGGUAAGCCUAUAUUCACCACCGCGUGUGAUAGUCAAGCGACCACAACGACGCAGGAGAGUUUCGCGCCGUCGGACAACAGGGGCAGCAUUAAUUGUCAAGAUAGCGGAUUUUCUCCACUGGCUGCUCCUUUCCAAAGCCGUGUUGGCAACGAACUUUUAUCAUUGAUUACUCAACAGGAACCCAGAGCAGCUGACACGGCGCCGUCAGCCGCUGAAAUCGAUGAUGUAUUGAUGAAUCUUCGGUUAAACGGUUCAGAUUUGUUGUUCGAUGAUGUCGAUCAUAAUCCUCAAAACUAUUAUAUGGGAGGUAGGGCAGAUCCGGUUGCAAACUCCCACCCCAAUAUUUGGUCAGAAGGAUCUGGCCCAACUGCCAGAAACGGCGAAAUGAUCGAUACUUUCGAUUUCUUGAUUAAAAGUUUGUCUUCGGCCAACAACUACGUGUCUAUGUUAACGCGCGAGCAAUUGUCUGUGCUGCGCUCGAUCCGCCCAAGUCUGCUUUACGAGUUCUUGCAGGAGGUGGCCAAAGUGCGUAGCGAUAAACGGAUGCGGAGAGCUCUUCCAAAUGAGUGUGCCUUUUGCAAAAACAACGGUGAGAAUGAAGAGAGCUACUCGUCGCAUGCACUGAAGGACUGGCGCGGGCGCGUGCUGUGCCCGGUGCUGCGAGCCUUCCGUUGUCCGCGUUGCGGCGCCACGGGCGACCGAGCGCACACCAUCAAGUACUGUCCAGAGAACUCUGAGACAGGUCUCGAGCGAUCAGGCAGUCUGUUGUCGCGCCGUCGCAUGGCUUCGUCAGGCUCGCUCGUGAUUGGUGCAAAUACGCGUGUGUCUGGCUGCGGCGCGCCCACGACACCCGCGCCUUCGCCGUCGCCCGCUGCUUCGCUAAAUCAUUCCUCAUUAUGGUCCAGUUUCGGCAUGAACUAAAUUUAUUAGGCAAUUCAACUAUAUAAAAGAUAUUUUCAUUCAGUCUCAUAGUAUAUCUUUAUAUAAUAAUACUUUUGAGAACUAUAAACAUUCAUGAAUUUGAAAAUCUAUGAAAUUUAAGUGAUCUGAAAUGUGUAAGUUUACUCAAUGCUACAUAGUAGUUUUAGUUCAGUCUUAUAUAAGCUUUCGUACUUUGUACGUCGAUGUUGUCUUUCAGUUUGAGCAAGUUAAUGUUCAUUUUACUACAUUUUCCAAGUAGAAAAGUGAACAGGUCAAGCGAGCUUAGUGUUGAUCACUACUUAUUCUGAUAAUAGUAUGCUGGCCAUACUUUGUUUGAAAUAGUCAAUAAAAUCAACAGAUUAGAUGACUCGACUCUGUUUUGUAAAUUUUUCAUUGGGUUAUAGAUUGCUUAUCUUCAUUCUUUUGUUUUAAUUAUUUAAUUUAUAACAUCAUUCUAUUAUAAACAAUUAAAAUACAAUCAUUGCAAUCCUAAAUUUUCAAUGAAUUUAUUGUUAAUGUUGAUGAAUAAUUUAUAAAUCUAUUAAUUCAUGAAAAUUACUUAUUUACCAUCAUACUGUUUUAGCUUUGGCAAAUUGUAUCCAUUACAAUUUUAUCGACAUAGUUUUACCAAUGAAAAAUGUUCUUUCUCGUCUCUUUUCGGUGUGGGUUAAUUAUAAUAUAUUUUUGGGUUUUUAAAAUAAAGUUAGUGUUUAAAAU